CUCUCUCUCUCUCUCUCUCUCUCUCUCUCUCUCUCUCUCUCUCUCCCUCUCUCUCCGUCCCUCCCUCAGACACCCCCACACUCAGUCAAUCCACAGCUCUGUCAGUCUGUCCUUCCCUGUAAACACCUUCAUCAUCUCCUCUUCUUUCCUCUUCUUGCCACACAGCAUUAUGUCCGCAAACGGCGCAGACGGGGACUUGCUGCGGAUCCCUCUGGGGCUCAUCAACAGCGCGGGCAAGUAUCUCACUGCGGAGACUUUCGGCUUCAAAAUCAACGCCUCUGCCAGCAGCCUGAAGAAGAAGCAGACAUGGACCCUGGAGCAGACCGGGGAGGACGGCAGCGCGGUUUUCCUGCUGACCCACCUGGGCCGCUACCUAGCCACAGACAAAGACGGGAACGUUACCGCGGACAGCGAGACGCGCGGUAAGGACUGCCGCUUCGUAAUAACCGCGCACGAAGACGGGCGGUGGUCCCUGCAGUCCGAACCCCACGGCCGGUUCCUCGGCGGCAGUGAGGACCGGAUCACGUGCUUCGCGCAAACCGCCUCACCUGCAGAAAAGUGGAGCGUGCACCUCGCCGUGCACCCCCAGGUGAAUCUGUACAGCUUCGCGCGAAAACGCUUCGCCCACCUGAGCGCACAAGGGCAGGAGGUGUCAAUAAACCGGGACGUGCCAUGGGGAGUCGACUCGCUCGUGACUCUGGUCUACAGAGACGAGCGCUACCACCUCGAGACCUGCGAUAACCGCUUCCUCCGCAAUGAUGGCAGCCUGUCCACUAAAACAGACAAGGAUACUGGCUACAUGCUGGAGUUCCGCUCUGGAAAAGUGGCAUUCCGCGACUGCAGCGGCCGCUACCUGGCGCCUGCGGGCCCCACCGGUACUAUGAAGUCUGGGAAGAGCACGCGAGUGGGGAAGGAUGAACUGUUUGGCCUGGAGCGCAGCCACGCGCAGGUCGUGCUGACUGCAGGCAACGAGAGAAACGUGUCCACGCGGCAAGGCAUGGACCUGUCAGCCAAUCAGGACGAGGAAGGGGACCAGGAAGUCUUCCAGUUGGAGAUGAGCCGUGAGGACAGGAAGUGUGCCUUCAGGACAGCUGCUGGAAAAUACUGGACUCUGACAGCCAACAGUGGACUGCAGUGCACGGCCUCCAACAAGUCUGGCAAUAGUUUCUUUGAGCUGGAAUGGCGUGAUGGUCGUGUGUGUGUACGUGCAGCUAAUGGCAAAUAUGUGGUCGCUAAGAAGAACGGGCAGCUAGCUGCUACUGUUGACAACACAGGGGAUGCUGAACAGUUCCUGAUGAAGCUGAUCAACCGUCCCCUCAUCGUCCUUCGUGGAGAGCAUGGUUUCAUCGGGACUCGUAAGGCUGGAAUAGCAACCCUGGACUCCAACCGUGCAUCUUAUGAUGUAUUCCAGCUGGAGUUCCACAAUGGAGCUUAUUCCCUUAAAGACUCCAUGGGGAAGUACUGGUGUGUUGGAGACGACACGGCAGUGGUGUGCGGCAGCUCCACACCCGUCCAGUUCCUGUUUGAGUUCUGUGACCUCAACAAGAUGGCCAUACGUGCUCUCGGGGGGAAGUACCUUAAAGGAGACCACGCUGGAGGGCUAAAGGCGAGCGCCGACUCCCUGGACAACGCCACCCUCUGGGAAUAUUAAAAAAAGCACAGUCAGACUUCUCAACUGUCCGACACAAUGCUUCAAACUAUUCAUAGAUACUUUAGGUAGCUGUUUUUAUUUGCAUAUGUGCGUGUGUGUAAUUGUGAACUUGUCUGGAUGGAUGUGUGGUGGAUAUUGACGCUGAUUAACUGGAAGUCAUGGCACCAAAGCACUACAGGUGUUUCUUAUUUUCUCGAUGAUCUCUUCUUACUGGAAAUUUGUAUGUAUGUUGUUGCUUGAUGAACGAAUCAAAGUGUGGCUCCACAUUUAAAAGUUUCACUUCCAGUCAAAUUUACACAAACUGUACCUGAUAUAUAUCAGGAUGAUUAUCGUUAUUGGUUGUGCCUAUCUAUAUGUGGAAUGAUAUAACUCACAACGUACAAUAUCUAACUUUCUCCUGCUAAUUGCUGACUCUAUUGUGCUGCCUUCAUAUUUUGCUUUCAGACUAUAACACAUUAUUAGAUACAUCAGAUAAUAGGGUGUUGUUUCUGCUGUAAAUAAAGCUUUCUGUUCUGGUAAACACACAAUGAUGGACACUUUAAGUGCAUGAAUGUGUGAGACUGCAAAAAAAAGGGAUGUGAUUGGCAGAUCUAUUGUGCUUUGCCUGUAUACCUCGAACUGCACCUUGUUUCCUUUCCCUUUCUGAGAUGUGCAGGCAGACACAUCUGUAUUUAGACUGAGACAUCUACACAAUAGUUAGAAUUCAAAGGAGAUGUAUAUUCCAUUAAGUUUUUCAAUAAUACUUUAAAAGGAAAUAAAUGAAAGAAGGUGUCAAGUUAAAGGAACUCUCUUUGUUAAAAUGAUCCUUUUUGAUCAAAGGAGUGAAGGGGGCAGGGCUGCUUGUAUGUACUACAUACUCAAAUGCAUAUGAAUAUACAAAUACGCAGGCGUAUACAAAAUUCGCACUGUGACUUAGAAUCUGCACAAUGAUGUAAUGUCCAACUGCUAGCGACGAAAAGCACAUUUUUGGAGUGUAAAAUGUCUGCCUUAGUUUGGGUGCUGCUAGAUGUGUAAACAUUUGGAGAGAGUCAGUCAUUUCUCCGGCUGUUACUGUGUCUGUGCCUUCCAUAAAGUGUUCAGUCUUCUUCUUUUUUCAAGGUCCUACCAUUGAUAACAAACCGCAAUAAAGUUUUCCCUCCAAACAGUG
Molecule: messenger RNA, 2798 nt
Organism: Labrus bergylta (ballan wrasse)
Lineage: Eukaryota; Metazoa; Chordata; Actinopteri; Labriformes; Labridae
Product: fascin
Biological process (GO): actin filament bundle assembly; establishment or maintenance of cell polarity; cell migration
Cellular component (GO): growth cone; ruffle; actin cytoskeleton
Molecular function (GO): protein-macromolecule adaptor activity; actin filament binding
Source: RefSeq, a predicted model, not a curated record